Messenger RNA from Anoplophora glabripennis (Asian longhorned beetle), 1108 nucleotides. Its product is annotated as alpha-tocopherol transfer protein-like. Bases 110 to 1030 code for a protein of 306 amino acids. The transcript is spliced from 6 exons. NCBI's taxonomy places the organism in Eukaryota, Metazoa, Arthropoda, Insecta, Coleoptera, Cerambycidae. Gene Ontology annotation, molecular function: phosphatidylinositol bisphosphate binding. Gene Ontology annotation, cellular component: membrane. The record is from RefSeq and is a predicted model, not a curated record.
UUAAACACAGGUAAAAUUUAAGUGUUCUACGUCUACUACAGAGACUGACUAAACACUCUGUCGAGUGGUUUCAUGUUGGACUUCACAAUUUCUAGUUUAUAUUUCCAAAAUGAGCUACUUCCAAGAAUGUUCCGAUCUGAAAGUAAAGGAAAGAGUAUUACAAGUCUAUGAUAAGACGCUUGAAAGCUUUAAAAGUGAUGUGGAAGGUCUCAAAGUGUGGCUGAAGACCCAGCCCCAUUUGCCUCAAGUGUUAAAUGAUAGGCAGAUCGAGAGUUUUUUAAUACUUGGCAAAUGCAAUACAGAGAAGGUAAAGUCCAAAAUUGACAUGUAUUUUACUCUGAGGGCCAGAUUUCCGGACGUUUUCAACAACUGGCAUCCACUUUCCGAAAGGAUAAAACAAGCACAAAGAUAUGUAUGCUUCGUACCAAUGCCCAAACUGAAUAAAGACCUAAACAGGGUCUUUAUAAUGAAGAUCAAACCCACUGACAAUCCCAUGGACAUAGAUGCCUACGCCUGCUUCGCCUACUUGAUGAACGUCGUGGAAAUCAGGUUCCUCGAGGACAUGUGCAGCGGUCACAUCAUCAUCUUCGACCUGGAGAACGUCAAGAUAGGACACGUGGUGAAGAUGACGCCCAUGUUCAUCAAGACCAUAUUUAUAAUAGCAGAAAGGUCUUUGACCACUAGAGCGGUAGCCGUCCAUCUGGUAAACGCUCCCAGUUCCAUAGAUCAGACCCUGUUCAUUGCUAAGACUAUAAUUAAACCCAAACUAGCAGAAAGGAUUAUUGUUCAUAAAGGUACAGAUACAGCAGUGACGUCCUUAGACAAGGACGUCUUACCCUCGGAUUAUGGUGGCAAUGAAAAGUCAUUAGACGAUCUAGAAGCGAGAUUUUUGAAAAAAUUUGAAGAAUAUAAAGACUUCUUCGACCAAAGGGAGCAUUGGAAGGUGGAUGAAGACCUACGUCCUGAGAAAUACGAUGAAGAUGGGUUCUUUGGGUGUUACGGGAACUUCAAACAAUUACAAGUGGAUUAAAUAAUUGAAAAUCAAUUUCAGGAAUAAAUUACCAAACUACUCUUACUCCUAUUUCUGUUCAUUAUAACAUUAAUUAAU